AUGAUAGUUGCAAACAAAACAGAGGAUCUUUUUCAACUCCCUCCGGCCGAUAUUAAAACCAGCUGGACGCACGCUCUGCUCAAAUGCACAUGCCAUCUCAUCAAGGACUUUUCUAACAAUCCUGAUUUAUCUUCGCCAUCUCUUUCCUCUGCCUCAUCUUCUGAUGAAUCGGCUCUAUUAGAAUCUGGUAAACGCAGGCGCCUGUUAUCUAAUUAUUCGGCUGGAGUUGAAGCAGCAGAAAUAUUAGGAACUUUCUCUCUUAAACUGGAUCAUGUUGAUGAAGAAAUAAAGCAUGAGUCAUGUACUCCGGUAAUUACGAAGGCUGAGAUUGAGAAGGAAGAGAAUUUUAGAAUAGCUUUCCCCUGUCCAUCAAAGUGCACGGGAAGUCCUCCAAACUCUAGAUCCAUUCAUACCACUUCUGGACUAUCCGAACUAGCAAGAUGGCGGCAUUAUGUUCAUGGAUCCGUUUCCAUUGAUCUUGAAGAUGAUCUUCUCAAAUCGGCCGCUAUAAAUGGCAUUAUUACAGCUGUUUUUUCGUUUUCCACAGACAAACAUUGA
Protopolystoma xenopodis is the source of this 558-nucleotide messenger RNA. Lineage: Eukaryota; Metazoa; Platyhelminthes; Monogenea; Polystomatidea; Polystomatidae. The record is from the annotation of a GenBank genome assembly.